AUGAUUUCUGUAAAGCUUCUCAUUCUUGCAUUCAUUGCUAUUAUCGCCAAAGUUUCAAGUCUCACCAUCAACACUCCUAACGGCCCUAAAGCAUGCGAAAAGCUUUCCAUUACUUUCGAUGGAGGCUCUGCACCAUACUCGAUUCAAGUCACCGACGGUAUCCCAGCGACAGUUCCUAAAGUUGUCGAUGAGAUCAAAGAUGUUCAAUCCAGCCCACUUGAUUAUGUGAUAACCAGUAAGGAGGAAAAAAUUGGUCUCGUCCUCCACUCAGCUGAUGGCGAAGUUGCAUACAGUGGCAACGUCGACAUGGCAAAGGGCGAUGCAGGGUGCUAGACCAUCAUUGCGAGAAUGGUCCUACUCAUUGUAGUUAGUCUUCAUGCAUCCUUUUCGGACU
Molecule: messenger RNA, 394 nt
Organism: Wallemia mellicola CBS 633.66
Lineage: Eukaryota; Fungi; Basidiomycota; Wallemiomycetes; Wallemiales; Wallemiaceae
Exons: 3
Coding region: 1-333 (110 amino acids)
Source: RefSeq, a predicted model, not a curated record